Messenger RNA from Amoebophrya sp. A25, 1906 nucleotides. The record is from the annotation of a GenBank genome assembly. NCBI's taxonomy places the organism in Eukaryota, Dinophyceae, Syndiniales, Amoebophryaceae.
CUUGUACCUAAAAAUUCGGUAGGCAUGAAUGAGAAUUGGUCGAAUUCUACUCAGAACUCGUGCCAGAUGACGUCGUCCUCUAGAGCGAGAGACGACGAAGAAUUAGACCGAGAAGCGAAUUCUGACUAUGACCACGACACGAAAUGCCUGUCCCCCUCCCCUUAGGAAACUGCCUGUCUACUAAUCUUGGUCGCCACCUUCGAGAUCGAUGAAUCGCUUGACUAAAACCAAGCCUGCCCAAAAGCUUGCUAGUAAUGAAACUUGUAAGUUGUUCCGUACGUGCAGGGCUUAAUUUUAGCAUUUUUCUUUACUCUUUGUAGUCAAAAAGAAUACGUAGGAGAGAAAGUGCAGGAUUCUCGGCUGCGAGCCCUCCCUGAAGGUGGCCCACCUUGAAAACGCAUUUAUCCACCUGAGGACUAGCCGUAGGGGGUAAUUGAAUGGCGAUUCCUCGCCUUGAAGGUCAGGUACCCGGUAGAAGGUCUCCGUCUCCCCCUUGCCCAAUUCUCCAGAAGUGGCGGUCGCGCGCAUAGCAGAAAAACUACUCACAACUGCUGCAGUCAUAGAUCGCCUUCUUCGGUGCAGGUUCCUUUUUUUGAGCAAUCACUGUUCUCUCCUUGCUCUUACAUCUGAUCUUCGUCCUACCACUGUCCAACUUAUUGCAAUCCGAUGAUCACGGAUAUUAUUCCACGCCUGCCCCUCCACGUAAAGGUUCAAGAGAAAGGUAAUCAGUGGACCUUAUCUCAGCGACGUCUCCUUGUGGGUCCACAGGCACGAGUGAGGCUCAGUUUCAUUUUCGCCAGGCUGUCGCACUUAGCGUUCUAGCUGGAGUGGAUCCCCUUGAAUCUUGAGUCCGUCUUUCGACGUCAUCUUGCAGUUAAGGCAAUCCUGGGUCGUGCAUGUUACGAGAGCUCGGAAAAGAAAGCUCGCGAUGCGUUUGCUGUUGUAUCAUCAAAUGGCUUUGAAGCUGGAUCUACUAAUUCUAAUUUCUUGUCUUGUUCAGCUUUACUCGAUUCUAUUUUCAUAUCGAGGCCUCUGGAGUCAACCUGGCUUGAUGUUAGUAUUGUGAGGUGGAUACCGGCCAAAAAGUUGGUCUGGGAGCAGACAGGCGAGACCUGCAGAUAGCAGUAAAGGAUUACAGCCCUGUAGAAUAUGGGAGGUAGCCGGGAGUGGAACUAAUUCCAAUCGCAUCAAUCUUCUGUAAGUAAAGAAGUCAACACCACGACCGCGUGCUUUGAGCGAUCGAUGAUCUGGCCGUGUUUGAAUCUAGAGAGAAGAUGGCGCUUGGUGGCGGAUUUCAUGAUUCUGCUUCUGUCCGGUGGCCUGCGUGCGCUACAACUACCGAAUUCAAAGCGGAUCAGCGAGUCCAGCCUAACCUAGUAUACGGAGCAUCAUUGCCGAAGCUAGAGAAUUCGGACAAAAAAUUCGUGGAGCAAAAAGAGUAUUUCAGCUCCGACGAAUUCGCGAAAUGGGCUCUCUGGUUCUCCAAGGAAGCGGUAUCUCCAAGCAAAGUGUGCACGCAAAACUGAACAGUACCUCUUCAAGACAGAAUCCUUCCGCAAGUACGUGACAAAGUAUCCCGCAGAUGCGAAGGAUCACUUCUGGCAACAGGCAGAAGAAUUCUUCUUUAAAACUGGUGUACGUGUAUUCAAGGAGUGCGAAAAACAAUCUCGCAGACGCGCUCCAGAAAUUACCGCAGGAGACGGAAGACAACUUCAUCAAUACACCUGACUUCAAUGGCUCACAGGAAAAGGUAUCUAUGCCGUUGUCGACGAAGAAGGAAGUUCAGUCUGAUGACUCCGGACGAAAUGAGCCUACUCGUGUCAUGAUCGAACUUUUCUGCACAUCCUUCUGGAGAAACAUACAUUCAAGUCGAACUGCGUACAAGUCUCUCGAAAUAGAACCGUGA